Schistosoma bovis is the source of this 2517-nucleotide messenger RNA. The record is from the annotation of a GenBank genome assembly. NCBI's taxonomy places the organism in Eukaryota, Metazoa, Platyhelminthes, Trematoda, Strigeidida, Schistosomatidae.
AUGUCGUCAAAUGUUGGUCUUAUCAGUCGUCAAUGCAAACGUACGUGCGAUCGUUACCAGUUUUUCGACCAAAAAAUAGCCGUCGAAAAGUUAACUGGUCUUGUUUUAGUUGGAGAGACGUUUAGCAACCAUUGUUCUGAAAAUACAGAUGCGAAAACAACAAAUCCUCCAACGAAAAAUUACAUUUCUUCCCUUCAGAAGUUUCAUUGUAAUAUAUGUCAGUUGAAGAUGGAUAAUGCAGUAGAUAUGCGGGAACACUUCAAAAGUGAAUGGCAUAUCUGCAAUAUAAAUCGAUCCUUACGUGGUUAUUGUCCACUAAAUUUUGAUCUAUUCGAAACUUUAAGACAAGAGAAAAUAGAAAAUGUUUCGGAAAUAAAUACCAUCGAUCAAGUUGGAAUGAGUCCAAUUAAUUCACUGUCAGCAACUAUAGAACCAAAUAUUGACAACAAUGACUGUGAUCAUGGUACAUCAUCUAAAACAGUUACUAAUUCGUCACUUACUGCAUCGUCACAUAAGCAGAUGUUAUUUUUCCGAAAUUAUAAUUCAGAAAUAGUUGGAAUAAAUCGUUGUGUUCUAUUUACUAGGAAGACUAUGCCUUUAACAAUGGAUGAGUUGCUGGGAUCUGUUUCGCGUGUUCGACAAAGUCGGAAAUGGGCUAUUCUUCUUUAUUCUGGAGGUAAAUUCGCUGGUGGCAUUUUUGAUGGAACAAACGAGAUUGUUCAUAAAACUUUGCGCAACUAUACAGUACGCGCUAAACAAGGUGGUGGUCAAUCAUCUUAUGAUUCACAAUGUGGUGGUCUUGGCGGAGUGAAAUCAGCUGGUGCUAAUCUUCGACGUCAUGGUGAAGCAACUAUUCGUAAUGAAAUAAGUGAUCUUUUACAUAACAAAUGGCGUGUUCUAUUACAAUCUUGCCAGCUGAUAUUUUUGUGGUCUCCCAAAGUACAUCGAAGUAUAUUUUUUAAUCCACCUGUAUCAUCCUCAUCUGUGCCAUCUAAUCAUAAAUUUACCGGUGAUAAUUUGAAUGAAUCAACUGACUAUUCUUCGAUUAAUUCCAGUUAUCGAAUUUCCUCACCUCUUGUCCCAGAUUCAUUAGCUUCAAAAGCUUGUGACUGUCGACUUGGAAUGACAAUAGAUGAUCCAAGAUUACGCAGAAUACCUUGUCGUAGUAAACAUAUCACAUAUUUACACGUAAAAGAAUUACACAAAGAAUUGUCAACUUUUGAUGUUUAUGAUCCUGAUGCUAAUCUGGAGUUUCUCAGUAAAUCAGGUCGAAAUCAAUGGCGCAAAUUAUCUGAAAGCGGUGAUGAAACUUUGUUAGAAACUAAAAGUGGUCGAUUAAUUUACGGUCCACUUAGCCUACUGGAAACUAGUCCUAAAAAGAAUUUAUUGUCAUCAAGUUCAGAUAAUUCUGAUUUGUCAGAUUGUGUCAGUUCACAAGACGAUACUGAUGAUGAUAGCAAUGAUGAUCGAGUGGAGCAGAUUAUGAACUCAGAAAAUAAUAUUAGGAAAACCACAGAAACUGUCAGAAAGACGAAACCAAACAGUCAAUCUUCAUUGCUUUCGACUUCCAACGAUUCUGAAAGUAAUGAUGUCAAAGCAGUGACUGAUAAUUUCGAAGAUUUAUAUUUCACCUAUCAAAGUUGGCAUAGACGUUUACGUGUAGCAAUUGCUUCUGGAGAUUUGGUUAUUUUACGAUCUUUAUUACCAAUGGAUAUUUCCAAUAUAACUCAAAGCGAUAAUUUAAAUGAAUUGGAGGAAACAGUUCAUAAUUCAACUGCUCCUUUGAAUACCACUACCACUACUACUGCUACUACGGCUAAUAUGCUGACCACUACUAAUACAUCCCCUACUGAGUGUACUUCACCUGGAUCAUCAACUGUACCACCAUAUCGUGUUUGUUUAAAAUUAAUUAAUCAUCCAUUAACUGAUGGACGAAGACUUUUACAUGUAGCUGUAGAAUUUCAAAGUGAUCCUGAACUAAUUCGUUUAUUACUUGAAUGUGGAUGUGAUCCAGCAUUUAGUGAUGGGGAUGGUAUAACACCUUAUCAAUUAGCUACACGAUUGCAUAAAAAAUCAAUAGCUAAUGUGUUUCGACGUUUCCGAUUUCAUCAUCCGAAUCGUUAUGAUUAUGAAAAAGCUAAAAUACCUGCUCCAUUGGAUCCAUCAAAAGAGGCUGCCAAACUUGAACGUGAUCGUGAACGCACAAAACGACAAAAACAACGACAAAAAGAAAAACGUACUGCAGAACGUGCAGCUAUUGAACAACAAAAGAAAGAUGCUGAAGAACAAGCACGUUUUUUAGCCUUAUCCGAUCGCGAAAAACGUGCUAUCGUGACAGAACGUCGUUUGAUUUCUUCUGGUUCUGCGACUGGUGAACCAUUCAUGGUAUUCAGUCGUUGUUUUCAAUGCGGUUGUGAUAUCAGUGGGAAAGUUCCAUUCAAUUAUAUGGAUUAUAAUUUUUGUACAUCGAAUUGUUUAAAACAACAUCGUUUAAAAUCAAUAAAUAAUAACAGGUAA